GCAAUCGUCAACCAGGCAGGAAUGUUUGAUCCAUAAUUCUCUGCCUGGAACGGGAAAUUCUUGCGCUAAAGUAACGUGCAGCUAACUAUACUGCGACACUUUUAUUCAUUUGAGACGACCACAUUUUUUUAAAACCAGAAAGUGCACAGUGAAACAAAAUAUGUCGGAACGUUUGGCAGGAGCUUCGUUUUCCUUGCUGAAAUAUGAUAAUCCCGUGCUAUUUCGGGAGUCUAGUGACGCCACCAAGAAGAAGACUAGCGAAUUACCUCAGUUACAAACAGCCACUGGACCAAAUGGCGGAAGUACCAGUCGAUCCGUCACUACCACUUCGGGUCCGGUUCCAGAUCCGCCCUCGCCGCCGGGUGGAGGCAAGAAUCGCGAUAUUAUUCGACGUGAAGCGCAAGAUGCCAUCAACGCAAUUCUUCCUCCCAAGGAAUGGACCGAAGACGACCAGAUAUGGCGCCAGCUGGUCUCGAGUACGCCGGCCACGCGACUUGACGUCCUCGCUCUGCAGGAACAGCUGGACUCGAGGCUCAAACAGCGGCAGGCACGUGAAAUUGGUAUCUGCCCCAUCAGAAGAGAACUCUACUCCCAAUGUUUCGACGAACUCAUCCGCCAAGUAACGGUUAGCUGCUCUGAAAGAGGAUUCCUCCUGGCUAGGGUCCGAGACGAACUCAACUUGACACUGUUGUCGUACCAGACCUUGUACGAAAGCAGUCUGGCCUUCGGUGUGCGCAAAGCAUUACAAGCGGAGAUCGGACGAGGUGAAAUGGAGGAACAAAUCGAACAGCUAAAGCACGUUGAACAGCAGCUUGAAUGUCAAAAGACGGAGCUUAAGGUCGAACUUGAGCGCAACGCGAAGCGAGCUCAAGAGGACAUGGAAUCACUCAAACAACAGCACGCGCAAGAAGUAGAAUCUUUACAACAAUCCAACAAACAACUCAAGGAACUUUUGGAAGGUGUCCUUACGGGAAACAAAUAAUAAUGGACCAUUUCGAAAAAAGCUAAAAACAUUGCAUAAUAUUUUUUUUUCCGUAUUAAAUACACUUUGAGCAAUGUGAAAUUUCGGCAAUAGAAAUAAACGAA
Molecule: messenger RNA, 1086 nt
Organism: Daphnia carinata
Lineage: Eukaryota; Metazoa; Arthropoda; Branchiopoda; Diplostraca; Daphniidae
Gene: Dnali1
Product: 33 kDa inner dynein arm light chain, axonemal-like
Exons: 5
Coding region: 161-982 (273 amino acids)
Cellular component (GO): filopodium; axoneme
Molecular function (GO): dynein heavy chain binding
Source: RefSeq, a predicted model, not a curated record